UGUCGUAGAAAACUUCUGCACACGCAGCAGACGCCCCUCUCGCUCUCUCUCUCUCUCUCUCUCUCUCUCUCUAGAUCUCUCUCAACCAUCUUUAGAUUUUCUCUCUCUAAAGAAAAAGAAUUUCAGUGUACAAGAAGGAAGAGGCACAAUGAGCUUGAUCGGCAUGAUGGAGGCGAGCCUGCCGCCGGGGUUCCGGUUCCACCCCAGGGACGAGGAGCUCGUCGUGGACUACCUCUACCACAAGCUCGCCGGCGGCGGCGGCGGCGGCGUGGCCAUGGUUGACGUCGACCUCAACAAGUGCGAGCCUUGGGAGCUUCCAGACGCGGCGCGGGUGGGUGGCAGGGAGUGGUACUUCUACAGCCUGCACGACCGCAAGUACGCGACGGGGCAGCGCACCAACCGCGCCACCCGCUCCGGCUACUGGAAGGCCACGGGCAAGGACCGCGCCAUCGUCGUCAGCCGCCGCCGCCGUGGCGCCGUCGCCGGAGGCGAGGUCGUCGGGAUGCGCAAGACGCUGGUGUUCUACGAGGGGAGAGCCCCCCGGGGCAGCAAGACGGAGUGGGUCAUGCACGAGUUCCGCGUGGACGGACGAGCCGUCGCCGACCACCCCUCCUCGUCGUCCACACCUCGUCAUCUCCUCAAGGAGGACUGGGUGCUGUGCAGGGUGUUCUACAAGAGCAGAACGGUCACCCCAAGGCUAGCCUCCGGCGAGGCCGGUGCGUCAAUGUCCAGUGAGCUCAGCGUGCCGCCGGCGCCGGCGCCGCUGCCCUACGCACCUCCCGCCAUCGACGCAUACCUCGCCGUGGAUCGCGUUCCGGCAGCCGACGCCGGCGGCGGCUACUACGAGCAUGACAGCUCUGACGGGUACCACCACCACCACCGGCCGCCGGCGGCGGCAUUGCCGUUCAAGGAGCUGACGGACUUCAGGGACCUGCUGAGCAACAUGGUGCAAGGUGGCGCCGCCGCCAAGGCAGAUCAGGCGUUCCUUGGCUGGAGCGAGGAGGGCGGCCACGCGCAGGCGCAGCUGCAGCUGCAGCAGAGCGCCAUGGAGUCGCAGCCGUGGAACCAGUUCUAGCUGAUCUAGCUCUCA
Oryza brachyantha (malo sina) is the source of this 1090-nucleotide messenger RNA. RefSeq names its product NAC domain-containing protein 21/22-like. The transcript has 3 exons. Gene Ontology annotation, molecular function: DNA binding. Lineage: Eukaryota; Viridiplantae; Streptophyta; Magnoliopsida; Poales; Poaceae. Gene Ontology annotation, biological process: regulation of DNA-templated transcription. The record is from RefSeq and is a predicted model, not a curated record. The coding region runs from base 149 to 1075 and encodes 308 amino acids.